Messenger RNA from Alnus glutinosa, 1808 nucleotides. Its product is annotated as GDP-mannose transporter GONST3-like. Gene Ontology annotation, cellular component: Golgi apparatus. The record is from RefSeq and is a predicted model, not a curated record. Gene Ontology annotation, molecular function: GDP-fucose transmembrane transporter activity; antiporter activity. The transcript is spliced from 2 exons. Bases 153 to 1292 code for a protein of 379 amino acids. Lineage: Eukaryota; Viridiplantae; Streptophyta; Magnoliopsida; Fagales; Betulaceae.
CGUAUUCCCUUUCUCACCACUUCGGUGCUCCGUUUAGGCUUCAAUUCCGUACCAAUGAUCAUCAGGCUAACGGAGUCUGUAAGAUCGAGCGAAUCGACGGCCAAACAAGCCGACUGCAGAUCUCAGACAAAUUUCUAGCCACUGCCCCACAGAUGUCUAAUAACAAUAAUGAUGUGGAGAAUCCAAGAUUUGGUGCCGGCCAGAAAGGUGCAGUUGCUCGUACUCCCUCUGGUGAAAUCCAAACAAACUGGUACAGUGGCCUACUCCAGCAAGCCUCAGUCUAUGGUAUAGCUGCCGGUUACUGCCUAUCUGCAUCUUUGCUUUCCAUCAUCAACAAAUGGGCGGUGAUGAAAUUUCCUUAUCCCGGGGCAUUAACUGCUUUACAGUACUUCACAAGCGCAGCUGGGGUCCUCAUUUGUGAAUGGCUUAAUUUCAUUGAGCGUGACAGGCUUGACCUUUUAACCAUGUGGCGCUUCUUGCCUGCAGCAAUUAUAUUCUACCUCUCUCUUUUCACCAACAGUGAGCUUCUUCUCCAUGCCAAUGUUGACACAUUCAUUGUCUUCCGUUCAGCAGUUCCCAUAUUUGUUGCAAUAGGAGAGACCCUCUUCUUGCACCAGCCAUGGCCAUCAAUUAGAACAUGGAUCUCACUUGUCACUAUCUUUGGAGGAAGCGUGCUUUAUGUGCUAACAGAUUACCAGUUCACAGUCAUGGCUUAUAGCUGGGCCCUAGCUUACCUGGUAAGUAUGUCCAUAGAUUUUGUUUACAUAAAGCAUGUAGUCAUGACCAUCGGUUUGAAUACAUGGGGUCUCGUAUUGUACAACAAUCUUGAGGCUCUCCUCCUGUUUCCUUUGGAGCUGCUUAUAAUGGGCGAAUUGAAGAAGAUAAAGCAUGAAAUCACGGAUGAGUCAGAUUGGUACUCUUUCCAGGUGGUUUUGCCAGUGGGGUUAUCAUGUUUGUUUGGUUUAUCAAUCUCUUUCUUCGGGUUUUCUUGCCGGAGGGCAAUUUCUGCAACCGGGUUUACUGUUCUUGGUAUAGUGAACAAGCUAUUAACGGUUGUGAUUAAUUUGGUCAUUUGGGACAAGCAUUCGACAUUUGUGGGAACAGCGGGGCUUUUGAUUUGUAUGCUUGGUGGGGUUAUGUAUCAGCAGUCUACAAGCAAAAAGCCUAAAGAUGCAAAAGAAGUAAAUGCACAAGAGACUGACGGGGAACAAGAAAAGUUACUUGAAAUGCAAUGCAACACAGUAAGUAACGGCAAUCAGAAGGAAGUUGUUGAAUCAGAAGUGGGGAGAUGAAAGGGGUUCUGUAAACCAGCAUGUUUAAAUUCUUAUUGCUGUAAAUUCAUUUAUUAGGUCCAGGCUCCAGCUUUGGUGAUUGGCAAAUUCUCGAGGGUGGCAACUUCUCAUCUGAUCAACCUUGAAGGUUCAUUUCUGAAAGAAUACUACUGUCAGAAUGCAAGUUAAGGAUAGGUUCAGACAUGACUGACCGGGUUGAAUUGGCUCUUUGUUUGAUCCGUACUUAUUUUCAUCUAUAAUGGAACUGAUUAUUUCAGUGGACCUGUUCGGCAUCACCAUUUUGACCUAGAAUAUCUGGUCAGAUCUAAUCUAACACUUGCAUUCUUUUCAUUGUAGUCCCAGUUGUAAUAUUGCCUUUGAUUUUGAUAUCGAUGCAUUCUAGAAUGCAUCCAUCAGAUAGAGUGAGCAUGGUUCAAUUUAGCGAAUGCUAAACUUCUCGUGGAUCUUGAAAUCCAAAUCUAUCGGAUGUUAAUCAAUAAUGAUCAUUCAUUGUUUUAUACUUAUCAGAACUGGUCU